Oncorhynchus nerka (sockeye salmon) is the source of this 587-nucleotide messenger RNA. RefSeq names its product B9 protein domain 1 (gene b9d1). Gene Ontology annotation, biological process: cilium assembly. Lineage: Eukaryota; Metazoa; Chordata; Actinopteri; Salmoniformes; Salmonidae. The transcript is spliced from 5 exons. Gene Ontology annotation, cellular component: MKS complex. The record is from RefSeq and is a predicted model, not a curated record. The coding region runs from base 174 to 587 and encodes 137 amino acids.
CGUCCUAGCAACGGGGCGGAAGGAACCUUCAUUUAACAACAAGCUACUUAUCUCCCACAACACAAAACAACAAUACGUUACCGCUUAUACAGUCUUAAAUUAUAAUAUUUAUGUUUGUUCACUAUAUACUUUUUAAAAACAAUCCAUAUUCUCAAGUUAUCGUGUGAAGCGGGAUGGCUAUCAACAACCCAUCGGUGUUUCUGUUGAUGAUAAACGGACAGAUAGAAGGGGCGAAUUUUCCAGAGUAUGAUGACCUGUACUGUAAAUACUGCUUCGUCUACGGACACGACUGGGCUCCCACCUCGGGUCUAGAGGAGGGUAUAUCUCAGAUUACGUCGAAAGGCAGAGACUCUCCUCAGAGAAUGAUCUGGAAUUUUCCUCUGGAGAUCACCUUUAAGAGCACCAACCCAUUAGGCUGGCCUCAGAUCGUGGUAAGCGUCUACGGUCCUGAUACGUUUGGUAACGAUGUGGUCAGAGGAUACGGAGCAACACACAUCCCCUUCACUCCUGGACAACACACCAGAACCAUCCCAAUGUUUGUUCCUGAAUCCACAUCAAGACUACAGAAAUUCUGUAACGGUGUCUAA